GGCAGGAGGAAUCGCCUGGAGUGCAGUUCAGUCCAUGACAGGGAAGACGACUGUGACCCACCAGCACCAGACCCUCAUGCUAGCCCGCUGUAUCAUCUGGGCCAUCUCCGUUUUGAGCCAAGGAAUCCUGGGUGGCUAUCUCCUAACCUCACUGACAAAGCGUGAUGGUGGUGGUCGAUGGUCAAGUUCUCUUUCUCAGGAGCUUGAGAUUCUUCCCGACCAAGCCAGUGUUGGUGACAAGGACGACGUGGUGAAAUCUCCGUCCAUCAUCCUUGAGUCUCCACGGCCUUCCACUGAUGUGAAAAGAAGCUGCGACAUUGUGCCGGAGCUUCAGCUUUCAGCUUCUCGUACAGAGUCUCAGAAUUCUAAUCGUUAUUCCGGUCGGACGCUGUACCAACAAGACUCCAAGCAGAGCUCUUUCGACUUGCAGCGAACUCAUAUGGCGGAUACUGAAACUACAGUGACUCGUUCCCAAACAGACGACCCGGCUGAUAACCCGACUGAUAACCCGACUGAUAACCCGACUGUCAACCCUUCUGGCAUGGAAGAACGGAGUGAGCCCCCUAAGAUCCGACGAAGCUACUCCGGGGCCAAACGAUCUUUCGAAGGGUUAAUCCGUCAGUCUUCGUCAACUCGAUCGUCCCCUGCCACAUCUUCCACGCAUCUAGCGGCUCCUGGUCGACCUAUUCCUCCGAAGUUGAAACUCACUGAUGAAAGCUUUAUCCAUCCAUUGUUCCGGUCGGAUAGUGCAUCGCCUCCCCCAACUCCGAUGCCAGGUACCACUGUAAUCGCCUCACCCGCCGCUGGGCAGACCAUCUCCGUGCAGACCCUGAAUCGAGUGAGAUCGACCCGGUCUCUCCGGUCCCACGUACCCCGAAGCCGAUCACCCUUAUUUGAGCAAGUGGACCAGCCGCUUGCCAGGCUGGAGCGGAAGUCUGAGUCUUUGGAACGCAGUGGGCGAGAUUCUCCCAUGCCCAGCUUCAUCAUGGCAGCGGAUGUGCGAAGCAGUAUCACCCGCUACGAGAAGAAAUAUGACUUGAAUGAAUCCCCUGACGAGAGCUAGUCAGACGAGCUCCUGAAGGUCACAAGGAAUCGGGAUCUGGGUCUGGAUGCCUCUCACUUGUUGUUAUCAUUGUUCUCCUUUGUUAGAUAUCCUAAAUAUAGCGUUCGAUGUACUUAGC
This is a messenger RNA of Aspergillus aculeatus ATCC 16872, 1181 nucleotides long. RefSeq lists its product as uncharacterized. The transcript has a single exon. The record is from RefSeq and is a predicted model, not a curated record. Bases 35 to 1063 code for a protein of 342 amino acids. Lineage: Eukaryota; Fungi; Ascomycota; Eurotiomycetes; Eurotiales; Aspergillaceae.